UCACAAAAUUUUUAUAAACUAUUUCUUUGAAAAUCUUUAUACAAACGUCAAUUGUCAAGUGUCAUUUUCACAAAAUCUGUUUUGUAUGAAAACAUAAUCAAAAAUUUGCAAAUACCUAAUGGGUAUGUGGUUCAGUGACAAUAUUUUGAAAACGAAACUAUUUAGUUUUAUAUAAAUUCCAGAAUCGCAUUAAAUACAUUUUAAAUACGUCUACAACAUGAGACGGCGGGCAGGAGUUGGUGCUAUUCAAAAACAGAGACUUGAGCAGGAGAAGUAUAGAGAAAAAGGUUCCGAAAUCCAGGAGAACCAAUUCCAGCAGAUGUCUAAGCAAUUAGAUGUAUUCAGAGAAAACUUGGAAGAAUUCGCCUCUAAACACAAAAACGAAAUAAAAAAGAACGCUCAGUUCAGGCGUCAAUUUCAGGAAAUGUGUGCUGCAAUCGGUGUUGACCCAUUGGCUUCUGGGAAAGGAUUCUGGUCAGUUUUAGGCAUUGGUGAUUUUUACUAUGAGCUUGGUGUACAAAUAGUUGAGGUAUGUCUCGCUACGAAUUACAAAAAUGGUGGUCUUAUAACAUUGGAUGAAUUAAGAAGUAGAUUGAUAGCCGCUAGAGGCAGAGCGAAGAAACAUCAGGAUAUUACUAAUGAAGAUCUUCUUGCAGCUGUUAAAAAGCUGAAGAUUUUUGGCAAUGGUUUCACAGUUGUAUCGAUAGGUAAAGGGAAAUGGUUGGUACAGUCAAUACCGGGUGAACUGAAUUUGGAUCAAACAUUGGUGCUUCAAAAGGCUAGUGGUCUCGGUAAAGCUUGGAUUUCCAAAUCUGUACUCAUCAAUGAUCUGGGUUGGAAUGAAACGAGAGCUCAGAAUGCUUUGAAUCAUAUGGUUAAGGAAGGUCUGGCUUGGGUGGACAGCCAGGACGACAAUGAAAUUUUGUAUUGGUUUCCGAGUAUGUUCAAUGAGUGUGUUACGGCAUCCUAAUCAUACAGAAUUUUUAAUCUAUUGAGAUCCGAUCUUUGAUAUACACCGGAGAUAUGAAAUUGUUAUUUAUUUAUGACAGUAUAUAAAUAAAGAUUUCUGUUAAUAAUGUAAA
This is a messenger RNA of Danaus plexippus (monarch butterfly), 1082 nucleotides long. It is a transcript of the gene lsn, whose product is annotated as vacuolar-sorting protein SNF8. NCBI's taxonomy places the organism in Eukaryota, Metazoa, Arthropoda, Insecta, Lepidoptera, Nymphalidae. The coding region runs from base 218 to 970 and encodes 250 amino acids. Gene Ontology annotation, cellular component: ESCRT II complex. Gene Ontology annotation, biological process: protein transport to vacuole involved in ubiquitin-dependent protein catabolic process via the multivesicular body sorting pathway. The transcript has 4 exons. The record is from RefSeq and is a predicted model, not a curated record.